Lodderomyces margitis is the source of this 1542-nucleotide messenger RNA. RefSeq lists its product as uncharacterized. NCBI's taxonomy places the organism in Eukaryota, Fungi, Ascomycota, Pichiomycetes, Serinales, Debaryomycetaceae. Gene Ontology annotation, molecular function: protein binding. Gene Ontology annotation, biological process: ribosomal large subunit assembly. The transcript has a single exon. Bases 1 to 1542 code for a protein of 513 amino acids. Gene Ontology annotation, cellular component: nucleolus. The record is from RefSeq and is a predicted model, not a curated record.
AUGGCUACAGUAGUACCGCCACCAUCGAAAAAGCAAAAAAGAGAAGCUCAGCAAGUGAGGGAAGUGAAUCUUGUCCCCGAUGACGUACCUAAUGUGCUAAUCAAGUUUCAAGCUUCGGAUACUGGAGAAUCAACUGGUGGAUCAAUUCGGGUGCCAGGAGGUAUCACAGAGAAACAAUUGGAAGAAUUACUUAACAACUUAAGAGGCGAGAGUGACGACCCUGUACCGUAUACUUUCUCGCUAUUACAUGAAGAAGAGGGGAACAAAUUGGUCGAUAUUAGAAAUAAUUUAUACGAAUCGGUGUUGAAGCCAGGUAUAAAGACAACCGAAGAUUUUCUCACCUUAUUAUACACACCAAGAGCUGUUUUUAAAGUUAAGCCAGUGACUCGAUCAAGUGCAGCCAUUGCAGGUCAUGGAUCUACCAUUUUAUGUUGUACUUUUGCUCCAAAUGAUUCGGGGCGCAUGUGUACUGGUGCUGGAGAUUCGACGGCACGGAUAUGGGAUUGUAAUACUUCUACUCCAAUGCAUACUUUACUGGGACACACAAAUUGGGUUCUCUGUGUUGCCUACUCGCCAGAUGGAACCAUGAUUGCCACGGGUUCGAUGGAUAACACUAUAAGGCUAUGGGAAGCCAGUACUGGAAAGCCUAUUGGAAAACCAUUGGUUGGGCAUUCAAAAUGGGUCAGUUCUUUGAGCUGGGAACCUUUGCAUCUUGUUGCUUCUGAUGUGCAACCUCGAUUAGCAUCAAGCUCGAAAGAUGGAUCGGUUAAAAUAUGGAAUACUACAUCACGAACAUGCGAGCUUACAAUGAGUGGACACACAAACUCCGUAUCUUGUGUUAAAUGGUCAGGAUCAAAUAUUGUAUAUAGUGCUUCACACGACAAGACGAUAAAAGCAUGGGAUAUUUCUGCUGGUGGAAAGUGCGUACAGACUUUAAAGAGCCAUGCUCAUUGGGUCAACCAUCUAUCAUUGUCGACUGAUUAUGUGUUGAGAAAAGGUGGAUUUGACCACACGUCAACCAAGUCAUCAAAGUACACUCCUGAAGAGUUGCGCAAAAGAGCCAAAGAACAAUACGAAAAAACUGCCAAAUUGAAUGGUGUAAUCAGUGAGAGGUUAGUGACUGCCAGUGAUGACUUUACAAUGUUCUUUUGGGAACCACUCAAGUCGUCCAAACCAGUGUGCAGAAUGACGGGGCAUCAGAAAUUAGUCAACCAUGUUAGUUUUUCACCGGAUGGAAGAUAUGUUGUCUCAAGCUCGUUUGAUAAUUCGAUCAAAUUGUGGGAUGGUAUUAGAGGAACAUUUGUUACCACGUUACGAGGCCACGUUGCGCCAGUGUACCAAACUGCAUGGUCGGCAGAUAAUAGGUUAUUGGUUAGUUGUUCCAAAGACACCACGUUGAAAGUUUGGGAUAUUAGGACCAAGAAAUUGAGUGUGGAUCUUCCGGGACACGCUGAUGAGGUGUAUGCUGUCGAUUGGAGUUUGGAUGGUAAAAGAGUGGCUUCAGGUGGAAAGGAUAAAAUGGUUAGAUUGUGGUCACACUAG